Molecule: messenger RNA, 3072 nt
Organism: Diabrotica virgifera virgifera (western corn rootworm)
Lineage: Eukaryota; Metazoa; Arthropoda; Insecta; Coleoptera; Chrysomelidae
Gene: Ada2b
Product: transcriptional adapter 2B
Exons: 9
Coding region: 165-1358 (397 amino acids)
Biological process (GO): chromatin remodeling; regulation of transcription by RNA polymerase II
Cellular component (GO): SAGA-type complex; nucleus
Molecular function (GO): chromatin binding; zinc ion binding; transcription coactivator activity
Source: RefSeq, a predicted model, not a curated record
AUGUCAAAUUUGUUUGAGUUUUUGUUAAAUAAAAAAAGUUAAAAUGGUGAUUAAUAGUCAAAAAUAUUUUACAAAAAUGGAAAUACAUACAUUUAUUUAAGUUGGUUUUCAAGCUGUAAUUUUAUUGCAAGUGUUCGAAGGGUAGGUCUACAAGACCUACAAAAAUGACGGAUCUAUUCACCAAAGUUAACUGUACAUACUGUCAGGAAGAAAUAAACAGUGUUAGAGUAAAAUGUUGUGUUUGUGCUGAUUUCGACAUAUGCCUUCCAUGUUUUUCAGUUGGUGCAGAAAUAGGACCACACAAAAAUGAUCACUCAUACAAAUUCGUUGACCACUGUGCUGCCAGUGUGUUUGGUGGAAGAGGAGGAUGGACUGGUAAAGAACAUUUGCAAUUGUUGGAGGCAGUAGAAUUGUAUGGAUUUGGUAAUUGGGAGUUGAUUAGUCAACAUGUUGAAUCAAGAACUCCCGAAGAAGUAAAAGAAGAAUACAUAGCUCGUUAUUUAGAUGGAAAUAUAGGAAGAGCCACUCUAGCCAGUGUUAUUGCCAAUAAGCCAGUUUUAACUGAUCAUGUUUCAGAAGAUGAUGGACCUCUAUCACCUAAAGUUGUAGCUAGGCUACCACCAUUAGAUGUUACUCUUGAAGAGGCUCGACUGUUAGGCUACAGACCACAUAGAGAUGAUUAUGAAAGGGAGUACAACAUGGAGGCUGAACAGCUAGUGUCUAAGCUUGUCUUAGAUCCCGAUCAAGAUACUGAAAUGGAGAUAGCAUUAAAGUUAUCAAUAGUAGAUAUGUAUGCUAGGAGAUUAAGGGAAAGGGCUCGUAGAAAAAGAUUAGUUAGGGAGUACCAGUUAGUGGCAAAAUACUUUAAUAUGAAAAAAGAUCCUAGUAAAAUGCUACAAUUUACAAAGGAACAAAGGGAAUUACGGGACAAGUUUCGAGUUUUUUCUCAAUAUCUUUCAUGUGGCGAACAUGACCGUCUAAUAGCUAGUUUAGAAAGAGAAAGUCAACUGCGUCAUAGAUUGUCCGAACUUCUGAAGUAUCGUAGUUUGGGCCUUAAGACACAAGAAGAAAUUAUCCAUUAUGAACAGCACGUUAUUCACGAAAGGCAGCAGAUGUUGAAGCAAACCAACAAAACUAAUAACAAUACCAAAAAUCCGGGAUAUGUUAAAAGAAAUAAGUUGUACCAAUUUGCAUACCAUCUGGGACAACAAUGGCUUUCUACUACAGGUGUUCCUCCUCCAAAGAGGAAAAAGAGAAGAUCAAAACACCGGUUCCACCGAAAGAAGAUUCACGUUGGAACAAAGAGGAAGAUGCGACAUCAGCAGUUACUACUUCAACAGCAACUGGAACUAGGAUAGCUUCAUUCGUUUCUAUAACUUUGCCACUAAUUUUCAGAAACAUUUAUUGACGAAACGAGUGUAGGGAAUGUUUAGAUAUUUCUACGAGUCUAAAUGCCAGUUAAGACUGACCUUAUUACGAAAGUAGUACAAAGUUUUUACCUAGUGUAGUCCUUCACUGCAACAACUGUUUACCAAGUCUAUCGAAUAAUUAAUUGCUCAUACAGUGUGUCUACAAAUUCAUGAUGCUGUUUUACAUGUCGACAAUUUGAUUCAAUUUCUGUACUUUGGAGCUCAAUAUUCGGUUAAUUUUCGUUAAUAUUCAGUUAAAAAGCAAAAAUUCGAUAUACAGCGUGUUUCUUUAAGAAUGUCCAAUCUCGGAGUUGGAGAUUCUAGACCUCAAAAUAUUAAGAUUUAACUAAAAUCUCUUAAUAAAAUGUGGCUCCUUACAGAGUUUUAUUUAAAAAUUUAAACACUAUUUUUGCUCAGUAUUUUAAAACUAUUCGACAUAUCCUUUUCAUUAUUGGCAGAAAUUGUAGGUACUAUACACCCUAUGAAAGUAUGUUAAAUAAACGUUUCUGGCUAUUAAUAGAGGCGUACGACAGGGGACAGUGAAUGGUGGACCCUUCUGAAAUUCUACGCCACUAGCGGAAUUUCCAUUUUAGCACGAUUUUUCGAUUGUCCAAUACUCUCUAUGUAAAUAUCAUACUCUUCACUCGUUACGAUAAAGUCAUUAGUUUACGAGGUAUUUGAAGUUAAACAUGUAACGGCAUAGAUAUUUUCAUUAAUGUAUUGUGCCCCUUAAUUUUAAACUUUAUCUCGAAAACUAAUUAUUUUUAUCGUUAAGACUGAAGAGUAUAUUAUUCAUUCUUAACAAUAAAAUCAUUGGUUUUCGAGAUAAUUGGAAUUAAAAAUUAAGCGGCGCAAUACAUUAAUCAAAAUAUCUGCCGUUACAUGUUUAACCUAAAAUAUCUCGAAAACUAAUGACUUUAUGUUAUGAGUGAAGAGUAUGUUAUUUACAUAGAGAGUAUUGGAGAAUCGAAAAAUUGCGCUAAAAUAGCAAAUCCAAUUAUAAUUUGGGAAGGGUCAAUCAUUCACUGUCCCUGUCGUACACCUCUGGUAUGAGCCAGAAACGUUUAUUUAUCAUAAUUUAGUUAAAGUGUACACCUACACUUUCUGCUAAGUAUGAAAAGGAUACGUCGAAUAGUUUUAAAAUACUGAGCAAAAAUAGUUUUUAUAUUUUUAAAGAAAACACCCUGUAACUCACUAAGAAUCCAUAUUUUAUUUAAUUGAUUGUGGUUCAAUCUUAAUAUUUUGAGAUCUUUGAAUCUACAACUCAGAAGAUUGGACAUUCUUAAUGAAACACCCUGUAUGCCCGAAUAAAGCCUUUAAAUCAGGACCGUUAAUUUUAGACCCAUUGAAUAGUAAAGUUAUAUUCAGAAUUGUAUAUAUAUUAUUGUAUUACUAUGUUUAAGCUCUUAUUUUUAUUAUCAUCUAUACCUACUUAUUUCGUUUUAAAUAUAAUUUUAGCUAUAUUGUGUAUUUGAAACCGCCAUAUCUUUAUUUAUGUUUUUGAACAAUAACCUUUUUAUGUAAAAUAAAAAAAAUGUAAUUGGUUUUAACUCUUGCUGAAAUUAAGUACCAAAUUUUUAAUUUACAAAGGCAAAAGAUGAAUAUAGUGGUUUUCCAUUUUUUGUAGUAUAAUAGUUUCUUUUAAUAAAUAUGUGUACAGAAA